AUCUGUGAUGAUUGUUGUUAUGCGAGCUUCAAGUUUCUGAGAUCAGAUAAUUUGUCGCGAAACGAAUCAAUUGUUGAUACCGUUGUCAGAGAGAGCAACUGAAAGGCGCUGACAGCAAAUCGCAAAGUCCAUGAGUCCAGCGAGAUUACAGCGUUCUUUAGAUAAGCAUCGAUCAAUAUAAAAGCAGGUAUACGUGAUUUGUGCCAGGUUUUGUCCUUUACCAUCUUUACUUUUCGAACGUGUCAGCUGGAAAAAUGGCAACUGACCGGAUUAAGACCAUCCAGCGCCACUUGCUCGCUCCAAAUCUGUCCUUGAGACACACUGCUGCAUUCGGUGGUCCAGGUCAGUUCCGCUACACCCUCGACAACCCGCUUCUCACUCCGCAACAGAGGGAGUUUUACGAGAUCAAUGGAUACAUUGUCAUUCCAAAUGUUGUCAAGCCUCAGCUCAUGGAAGCUUGCUCGCGGAGAUUUAUUGACCUGUGCGAAGGGAAAUUUGACAAGGGUUCGAUGACUAUGAUGAAAGACGUGUCUCUUAUGGAAAGAGGCGCCACUGGGGAGAACCUUUACAAUAAGGUGCAGGACAUUGCCUUUGAUGACGUUUUCUCUCAGUACAUCCUGCACCCAAGACUGCUCGAUUAUGUCGAGUGCUUCACUGGUCCCAACGUUAUGGCCAUGCACACCAUGUUGAUUAACAAACCCCCCGAUUCCGGUGCCAUGACCUCCCGUCACCCCCUGCACCAGGACUUGCAUUACUUCCCCUUCAGACCGGCCGACAGAAUCGUGGCCGCCUGGACGGCCAUGGAACCCGUCACCCCUGACAAUGGGUGCUUGGUUGUAUUGCCUGGCUCGCAUCGCAAGGGCGUUCUCUACCAGCAUGAGUACCCUGAGUGGGAGGGUGGAGUCAAUAAAUUCUAUCACGGAAUUCGUGGAUUCGAAGACGAACCAUUGCUCUUGCUUCCCAUGAACCCUGGCGACACUGUCUUCUUCCACCCCUUGAUCAUUCAUGGUUCUGGAGCAAACGUGACAAAGGGAUUCCGCAAAGCUAUUUCUUGUCAUUAUGCAGCCUCCGAAUGUGAAUAUAUUGAUGUCAAGGGCACGUCCCAGGAAAAUAUCGCAAUUGAGAUUGAGGGUUUGCUUAAAAAGAGAGGACUCGAGGCUGAUUACAAUUCUCUUUGGCAUUACCGUAGCCGUCUUGCAAGAGGCGUUUCUGUCAACUUAUAAAAAUCCAGCUGGUUUUUUCUUUGAGGAGAAAUACCUUUUCUCGCUACUACUACACAUGUUACCUAAUUAAUUGUUAAAUUUUCUUGGCUGUGGAUAUAAUUUCCAAUAAAAUGUUCACUUAUCAUUUGCAUAA
Neocloeon triangulifer is the source of this 1356-nucleotide messenger RNA. RefSeq names its product phytanoyl-CoA dioxygenase, peroxisomal-like. Gene Ontology annotation, biological process: fatty acid alpha-oxidation. The record is from RefSeq and is a predicted model, not a curated record. Gene Ontology annotation, molecular function: phytanoyl-CoA dioxygenase activity. The transcript is spliced from 7 exons. The coding region runs from base 255 to 1223 and encodes 322 amino acids. Lineage: Eukaryota; Metazoa; Arthropoda; Insecta; Ephemeroptera; Baetidae.